AUGUCGUUCUCUCAGGAAAGAGACUCCAAGGCAUCUCUUUCCCCCGACUGGUCCGCACGCCUGCGCCCAGUCGCAGGUCCCCCGCUUUCCGCCACCCACAGCCGGGUUACGUCAAGAGCCGCGCGCAUUCCCCCACCCCGCACCCGUCUCUACCCCACGCCGUGCGCUUCCCCCGCGACAAGGGGGGAUGGGAAGGCGCACGUGUGGCUGCCGUUUCGGCUGGGGAUGGGUCCAGGUGGACUGGGCGGCAUCUCUUGGCAGCAGACUCUGCACGUGGUGCAAGUGGCGGUGGGAUGUGCUACUGGAAUCGGACGGUCAUCCUUGCACGAUCAUGCGCACCGUAGACAAAGAAGGUCCACAAAACUGCCAUCGCAAUCCCCGUCAUCGCCAUACUCGUUACCAGCAACAGAAUCGUCCUCGUUAAUAUCAUCCUCGUUAUUAACGUCUUCAACAACAGCACCAGUGGCACCAUCAGCCGUUGCAAAGCUGUUGCAGACGGGAAACGCUGUGGCGCUGCUUCUCGUUUGCCAGGCCCUCUUCCCAGCGUCCUUCUCUGUCGCAACUCCCACUAUAGCCGUUCUCCACCUUCUCUUCUCCUCGCCCCUCCUCUCUCCUCUCGCCCGCCUCCUCUCCCCCUUCUCCCGCGCCCUCGCCCCCCUCUCCCGCCUCCUCUCACUCCGCCCCCGCUUGCGCCCGCGCCUGGCCAGCAGCACAGGGGGGGGGAUAGGGGAUGCUGAUGGGGAUGAUGGGCAGGCGGAGGGGGAAGGUUGGGGGACGACGGGGGGAGGCGCGGGAGGCGGAGGCGUGUUUGGGAGGGCAGCAGUGGCGGUGGCAGUGGGCGGUGCUAUACUCAAGAGGAUGGCGCCAAGAUUACAUCACACCUUGGUCUGCCUGGGCGUGUCCCUGCCAAUAGCCGUGGAGUAUGAGCGAGUGCGGGUGCGCAUGGGGAAGGGCCCAGCAGGGGCGUGUGGGAGGGAUGGAGAGGCGGCGUGGAGGAGGGCGCAUAGGAGAGCAGCAAGCCGAGUGGCGAAGCUGAUCAAGACAUACCACGACAUCCCACAGGCUGGUGGCGUCUUGGACCUGACAGAGGCUGCCACUCUGCUGCACUACAGGACAAAUAGCACCGCCCCGUACAUCAUGCCAACUCCAAUCCUCCCUCCAUCACUGGUGUCAGCAGCAGCAGGACCAUCCUUCCCUUUCCCUUCCCAAUUCCUCCCAUCACCCCACCCCUGGCCUUCCACUCACAGUCUAGUCACGCUCUCCUUUCCCCUCUCCUCGCCCUUCCCUUCUCGUACACCACAACAAAAGGGAACGGAGAAAGGGGAAGUGGGGCAGGGGCACAUGGCACGCUCUGAUUGGCCGCUGUCUCGCUGGCAACAGGCCUUUUCUCUCUUCCUUCGGGCUGUCUUUCUCGCUCUCAUCUUCUCCCCCCUCCUCCUCCUCGGCCCCCUCCUGCUGCUGCUGCACCGCCUACUGCCAGACGCACAGGCAGGCGAGGGGAAAAAGGAAGCAGGAGAAGAGACAGGGGAGAGCAAGGGGGUGGUGGCCGCUCGGCAGAAUCAAUCCACGGAAGGUUCCUCAAACAAAUCUCCGUCGGAGCAAGCAGCUGCACAGGAAGCUUCCCAAAAGGAACCUUCCAUGAAGCAGUGGUGCCGGGACGCCAUCCACCAGCUUCUACUCUUCGCCCUGCGCCGCGGGGGAGCAGCGUUCAUCAAAUGGGGCCAGUGGGCGUCCACCAGAGAGGACCUGCUCCCCCCCUCCCUCUGCCUCGUCCUCGGGUCCCUCCAAGACCAGGCUCCCACACACUCCUUCUCCCACACGCGCCGCGCCGUGCGGAAAUACCUCGGGUGCCCGUUGGAGGAUCUGUUUGUGGAGUUUGAGAGGGAGGCGCUGGCGUCGGGGAGCAUAGCGCAGGUGCACAGGGCGAGAGUGAGGGGCGCGUGUGCGCACGUGCCCGAGUGGGUGGUGGUGAAAGUGAGGCAUCCGCGCGUGGGGUUGAGGAUCAAGCAGGAUUUUGAGGUGAUGGCGGGGGUGGCUGCGGUGGUGGAUCGAGUGGGGCUCAAGUGGAUUCGGCUGCAGGAUAGCCUCGAGCAAUUCAGUCACACGAUGCGAGAGCAGGCUGACCUAAGGGUAGAAGCAUACCAUGCCAGCCGCCUGUACAAUGACUUCUAUCCCGUGAGGGAGAGGGUGGUGAUCGCACAGGUGCUGCCUCACCUGGUGUCGGAGGGGGUCAUCGUGGAGAGCUUUGAGCGCGGGGAGCCGCUGCACCGGUUCCUGCACACAAAGGAGAACAACUCGCUCAACACACAGAUAGCAGCAGUGGGCGUGGAUGCCUACCUCAAGAUGCUGCUACAGGACAACCACAUCCACCUGGACCUGCACCCUGGGAACAUCCUGGCUCGCAUGGCAGCACCCGCACCUGCACCACCCACCAUAGGGGAGGGUGGGCUACAGCCGGGCGCACUACAGCCGGGUGGGCUUAAGCAGGAGGCGCAGGCGCAGCAGGGGGCGCUACAGCUGGUGAUUCUGGGCUAUGGGCUGAUGGAGGACCUCAGCCCACGCCUUCUGUGCUACACCGCGAUGUUUCCCCCGUCGUCCAUCCAUGGCGGCGCGGGCCGAGCCUCGGGAUCAUCGCCGUCGAUAAGUGUGUCCGUUAGUGGCGGCGAUGGCGACUCGGACGUGCUGGAUCACCGGCAACUGCUGGGGCUGCUGCAGGUCGAGCGCAGGGAUGCGCGGGGGGAUGCGCGGGGGGAUGCCGGGGGAGCGGGCCCGUGGAGGCUGGUGCCAAUCGCCAAGGAGCUGGUACGCGAACACGGGGCGCGUCAUUGCCAUGCGUGCCAUUCAGGAGAUGAAGAAGCAUCAGGAAGUGAUGCUGCUCGUGAUAAUUAUCCCUACAUUCCCUCCCCUCCCCCCUUUCUAAUCCCCCCUCAUCCCCAGUCCCUAGACGCAGGACAUUUCAUUGCAGUGCGGGCCAUUCAAAAGUUGAGGGAUCAGCAUGUGAUGACCCUGGACGCGGGCCAUUUCAUAGCAGUGCGUGCCAUUCAAGAAUUGAGGGAGCGAAACCGGAGUUCUGGGGGGGAUCGGCCGCUGCUGGUGGGGAUUGGGGGACCGUCUGGGUCUGGCAAGUCAAGUCUAGCCCAUCGCAUUGCGAGCAUGCUGGAGGGAACGGUGAUAGAGCAAGCGAAUUACAUGGAUGCAGCGAGGGGGCCGGGCGACAUGCACGCUGUGAACGCCCUCGACAUGGAGUUAUUGCACCGCCACAUGCAGGACCUCCUCGCUGGGCGGCCCAUCGAGAUGCCUCUCUUUGACUCUGUUGACCGCCGCCGCUCGGGGUUCCGCCUCAUUACGCCGUCUCCUUCCGCUGUGAUUCUUCUCAAGGGCGUGUACGCACUGCACUCGCGCCUGCGCCCGCUGUUGGACCUUGGGAUUGCCGUGGUGGGGGGCGUGCACUACACGCUGCUGCAGCGGGUCAAGUCUGACGUGGCACAGAGCGGCCUCCAGCUGUCACUCGCCUCUGUCAUGCACUCGGUGUUCCCUGCGUUCCCGCUCCACAUCGAGCCGACACUCGCACAUGCAGAGAUCCGCAUCAGCAACAGCUUUGUGGCCGACUCCCUCCGCCACCCCUUCUACAUCCUCAAGUCCGACCAAACGGUGGCAGAGGACAGAGUGAAACAGGUGCUGGGAUCAACCCGUACCACACGCAACGAGUACCGAUACGUGGACGUCUACCUCUCUCCACCCCACAACCCCACGCGCACCAAGGAGUGGAUUCGAGUGCGGCAGUGUGGCAUUCGCUACUUCUUAUCGGUGGGAGACCAGAGAGUGGUCGAUCGGAGCUUCAUUAUCCGGCCCCGUGCUGAGUUUGAGGUACCGUCCACCACCCUGCCCGGUCUCAUCCAGUGCUCCUACGCGGUGGCAGUCAGCUUCUCACGGGACUCUGUGGUGCUCUCCAACGGCGAUCUCUCAGUGUGCAUUGACACCAUUCACUUGGGGGACGGGCACAGCCGCACGUUCACUCAAAUCAAGGGGCCGGACAGGCAGACGGUGCUGACAGCAGCAGCGGCUCUGAGAUUGGAGGGACCGUGGGUCACGGACGCUUAUGUCGACAUCGUUAUGCGCCAUGUUGGUGCCCCUCGUCUGCCCACCCCACCCCUCUCCUCAUCCUGGGUGCGCUUCGAAUCAGAACAGCUCGAAUCCCUCACCUCCUCUCCCUCCUCCUCUUCCUUCCUCUCCAUCCCCUCCUCCCACCCACCCCUCUCCACCACACCCGAACCCUCCCAAUUUCAACCACCCCCUCCUCCUUUUCCUUCUCAAUCCCCUCCUCUAUCCCACUCUGACAUUCCUUCACCUCCAUACCAAUCCCAACUCCCCUCCACCGCAUCACCACCUCCACCCCAGUCCCGUUUCCCCUCCACCAUCUCACCACCUCCCUCCCAGUCCCCUCUCCCUGCACGCAUCGCCUCAGCCCUCUCUGCUGCCUCUGCGCCUCUCCCUGUGCGCCCACGAGCCAUCAACGUCGGCUCUCCAGGCUCAUCUGGGGGAGGUGGAGCUGCCGGGGGGGGUGAGAGCAGGCCGGGGGAGAGACGGGUGGAGGAGAGAGGUGUGGAGAGCGGUGUGGAGGAGCAGGAGCCGUGGACGCGGUCUCCUACCAGAGCGAGUGAAGCAGCAGCCAUGGCUGCCCCGGCAUCGUGGGGCCUCACAGGCCUGGCGGACUCUGUAGGCCUCAUGCACACUCAGAUCAUCCAGCAAGCCAUGUCUGGCGGUGAGGCUGAGGCGGAACCCCCUCUCAGUACCACCGCUGCUACUGCAGGGAACACCACCACUGGUGCUGUAACUAGCACUACCAUCGUCAGCUCCAGCAGCAGCAGCAGCAGGACCGGCACCGAUGGUGCUGCUGCUGCUGCGGAAGAGGGGAUGGGAGCAGCGGGUGGCGAGGGUGUAUAUGGCACUGCCUCCACCCUUGCAGCGUCCACGGGAGAGACUCUGGCUGCCGCUGCUGCUGCUGGUAGCGACGUGCAGCAGCAGCAUCCAAGGCAGCAGCAGAGAAUCCAGCUAGGAUCGGGCAGUCAAGAGCUUGGUGACCGGCAGCGUAUGGGUGAGCAGCAGAGGGUGGUGCAGGGAGCGCAGCAGGGAGGCGGGAUGGCGGAGGAAGGGGCUGCGAGGCGGGGCGGAGAAAGGGAGGGACCAGGCCAGGAAGAGAGCGGAGGUGCAUCAGAGCGGAGGGGAGAUGUGGAGGGGGAAAUGGGAGGGCAGGCAUCGGCAGUACAGAGGGCGCGGUUUGACCUCAUUCCGAAGCGAGAGCAGUUCAACUUUGACAGAGGGCUUAGCCUUGCUGUGAUGGCCGUGCAGAAACUCCUUCGCAGCAACGGUCCUCCAGUCAUAGUGGGCAUUGGAGGCCCCAGUGGCUCAGGCAAGACUAGUCUGGCCUCCAACCUCGCGCGCCUGCUCUCCUGCGACCUCCUCUCCCUCGACUCAUUCUUCAACAAUACAGCUGACGGCACCAACUACGAUGACGUGGCGGUCGUGGAUUGGCCGCUGCUGCGCCGCACGCUGCAGGACGUGCGGGAGGGUCGGAAUGCGGUUACUCCGGUGUUUGACUUUGGCACGAUGAGGAGGGUGGGGUACCGCCCUGUGCACAUGCAUGGGGAUGGGCAAGUGCUUGGGCGUGGAGUUGAUGUUUCAGCAGCAGCUGAAUCAUCUGCAGCAGCAGCGGCAGCAGGAGUUGAGGCAUCGUGGGAUGCGGCAGCAGGAGCAAGGGACGGCGGCGCCGGCGCCAGCAGUGGAGUGCUAGUGCUGGAGGGAACGCACACGCUGCAUCCACUCCUGCAGCAUCGGCUCGACCUGCGCAUUGCUGUGGACGGGGGAGUCCACUCGCACCUGCCAUCACGAGUUCUCUCCGACCUGCAAGCAUGCAGCAUGCCGCGACCAGCAGAGGAAGUGGAGGCAACACUCUUCCCGCUCUUCCGCACCCAGAUCCAGCCCUUCCUCUCCACGGCACAUCUGCGAGUGGUGAACAACUUUGACCCCUUUCACGCCCGCGACGCUUCGCAGUUCGUCCUCAAGAGCGACAAGAAGGUUACGGAGGAGGAUAUCUUGCGAGUGGUCGACCCCUCCACCCACCACCGCCGCCAGCUGUGCUACACGGAUGUCUUCUUCUACCUGCCUGGGCUGCACCCAGAGGGGCCUGUGAGGGAAUCUGAUUGGAUCCGCGUCCGCUGCUGCAACAACCGAUUCGCUGUGCUCAUUCGUGAGCCACUGACAGAGGGCGACUUUGUGAUUCAGCCGCAAGUGGAGUUUGACAUCGGGCUCUCCACAGUGGCAGGCUUAGUCAGGCUUGGGUACAAGGCAGGGUUGUUCAUGGAAGUGUCAGCCACUGUGUUCCAAGACGACCAGAUCUCAGUGGAGGUGGUGGGAAUCAAGGGUCUCAACGGGAGGCGCUUUGUGCAAAUAAAGGGAAGCAGCCGGGAUGCCGUUGCUGCCGCAGGGAGAGCCAUGAGGCUGGAUGGGACGUACGUUACCAAGCCAUUCGUGGAGAUAAUCCACGACAGCAACCGAGUGUUCUUCUCAGAGUCGGUGGACGUCCGCCACAGCCAGCAGGCCGCCCACCUGCACGCCCUGCUGCAACGGGUAUCUCCCCAGGCUGCUCCAUCCACCGCAACAGCCAGCUGCCACGUCAGCAUCACCAUCGACCGCCAGCCUGGCGGCCCGGCUACAGCUGCUGGACGCUCGGCUGACCUCGCUGGAGCGAAUGCAAUUCCUCAACACGGCUCUCCUGUUGUUCUAAGCGCCCCCCACUCUCUCUCCCCUUUCCAUUCCCCCCCCUCCAGGCUCUACUAG
This is a messenger RNA of Closterium sp. Naga37s-1, 6837 nucleotides long. NCBI's taxonomy places the organism in Eukaryota, Viridiplantae, Streptophyta, Zygnematophyceae, Desmidiales, Closteriaceae. The record is from the annotation of a GenBank genome assembly.